Symbiodinium sp. CCMP2592 is the source of this 1953-nucleotide messenger RNA. NCBI's taxonomy places the organism in Eukaryota, Dinophyceae, Suessiales, Symbiodiniaceae. The record is from the annotation of a GenBank genome assembly.
AUGAUGUUGCCUUGGACGGUGCUGAUCGCAAGCAUUGUGUCGUCCGCAAGCCUCGCGCCUGCACCGGAAGAAUGUGGGGAUAGCCUUCCUACGAUGAGGGGUUUCGACUUUGACUUCACAGCGACCUUCUUCGAGCUUGACGAGGCUUUUGACCUGCCCCCCAAUGUGACAGCAGAAGAGAUGGCCUCCAGCCUCGUCCCAGUUCCACCGACGAGCGGGAUCUUCAACACCACUCCGAGAGUGAAAGCACGCAACGUGACGGGCACCUUCGGGAUGCCACGUCAGGAGGAUACAUUCGCGGUUUUUCCUGGGCAAAGCUUCUACAUCCGCUGGAGCGAGGACUCAUGGAAUGAGGAAGAUUCCGACAGGCCGCCUCUCGGUUUCACGAGUCUCGCUUGCGGUUUUCGGAGCUCGUACAACGUCGGCGUCAAGAACUCCUUUGAGUGCACGGAGUAUCUCUUCAAUUACACUCUCGUCCUUGACAUCACGCAUUUCGCCCCAAAUGCGUGCGAACCGCAGCGCAUGGAGUUCAUAGGUGUGAGGUCUGCUGCCGAUGCGCCUGCCGGCUUCACAUUCGACCUUUCGACCUUUCCCUUGCCCGUCCUUUUGUUCGAUCGCCGGAGGGAGGCCAUGCUCGGCACAGCAGUUCGCCGUCCCUCUCUACUACAAGAGGCAUCAGCGCAGCCAGGGUACUACGGAACCCGCUCACGCUACAGUCGCUAUGGCCGCAAGUGGCUUCCAUGGCGCGCUCAUAGCUACUUUCGCAAGCGCCGCGACGCAACACCGGGACAGCAAGCCACCUCGACCCCUGCCCCAUCAGACGUUUGUGCUCGUCCAAGACUGAACGGCCUAACUUUGCCGAUGACUGGAGUUGCAUCCCAGCCAACGCAGACCUUGAACGUCGUGGGCCUUGCGAAGUUUACUGAGUACGAUCAGAGCGGGUCAAUCAGCGAUGGUGGACCCUUCGUACUGAUCGUUGCAGAACUGAACAACUCCGACGACAGUUCCCUGCCUGUGCAAAGACAGAUCUUCCACUGCGCUUCCCUGAAUUCCGGCACGGUUCUCUGCACCAAUCAGUUCCUGAACGUGCUCGGGCGCGUGAACUUCGGAGCUUUGGGACGGGACUGCGUGCCUGAGCAGGUUCAACUGUUUGGCUUGUACAGGUUUCUGGAGGAAACCGCCUUCGGCCCAGUGUACUUUGAGAGUCCGGACUUCCCAAAGGACCUUUCGGGGAAGUGUAACGGUGCGUAUCCGAACCUCGUGCAGCUCCAGUGCUACUUGAAAGCGGAUGCGUUUUAUGGUGGAUUUGGUGGGUUCUUGACGCAGGAGAUCUUGUCCGUCGAGUUCCAGGGCGAUUUGGAUGGAACACCACGAGUAGGUGGACGCCAAGUUCGAUUCCGCGUUUGGACGAAUGAGACCGCCGUAUGCACCUUCGAGACCGUGGAUACACUUGCAUGCCUCUUCGAGAACACUUGCACGAACAUCCGAGUCAAGGUGGACCUGGACGAUCAGUGCAACGGGGUAUCAUUCGGAUUCCUCGGUUCUUCGGGUGGAUGGUGUUCAGGCGUGAGAGUUGAGGGCCCGAACGGGCCCGCCUACCGUUUCUAUGUUCCACCGCCGACCGCAUACAACUGGAACGGCUAUUGUUUGCCGGCCGAAGGCAAAUCUGCCUUCGAGGUGUACAACUGCGAUUGUGUGCCCUAUGGGUAUCCCGGGUUUGAGUUCGAGUGUGCUUUUCAGUUCAUGACGCUGGAGCGGUACAUCGAGCUUGGCGUGCCUUGGUGUGUGGCGCUGUUGGGCGAAUCGCCGAGCGAGUGUGAAGGAACAUUAGAGAUUUUUGCAUAUGCAGUCAACUACGCCUUUUCUUUUGGUGGGGAUCCAAUUAUACCAACCUGGUGGACUUGUGAUGCAGUCCGAAAAGCCGCAAUUCAAAAGUUCCUUGACAUCCCUUAA